Molecule: messenger RNA, 2110 nt
Organism: Malania oleifera
Lineage: Eukaryota; Viridiplantae; Streptophyta; Magnoliopsida; Santalales; Ximeniaceae
Product: serine decarboxylase
Exons: 6
Coding region: 506-1954 (482 amino acids)
Biological process (GO): carboxylic acid metabolic process
Molecular function (GO): pyridoxal phosphate binding; carboxy-lyase activity
Source: RefSeq, a predicted model, not a curated record
CCGUCUUGUCGUCGUCCAGGUGAAUUUCUCUUCUGACGUGAAUAAAUUUUCUCAUUGUCCGUCUUCAUCUUCGAUCCAUUCUUCCAAAUUGAGAUACGAUUUUAGGUUCAACUCUUUGUUCGAUUGAACUCCUUUUGUUUCGGGAGAAAGCGAGAUCAGAGAAAAGAGAUGCGUUUUGUUCAAUAUAAAAAUGAUUUAUCCUUUGCUGCAUUACUCAAGAAUUUAGAUAGCAUGAGCUCAACGAGGCCGCUGCCUGUACCGUUGUGCUCCGAAAAGAGCUGCAUUUGCGAGUAAUUGCUGGUUGCUAAGUUAGAAUUUGCAUGAUUUCAACUUCCCUGAGCACACUGAGCGGGGUCUCAAUCUAACAGUUGUUUUCUUUUUGAUCGGAGUCUUAAUUGGAGGCUGAAACUUUCGCAUCUUUGGCUUGCUAUUGUUUGUUGCGAGCUGGAGAAAACGUCGAAGGAGAAGAUCUAGGGUAUUCGAAUUUUGAGAUUGUGGUCGAGUCAUGGUUGGAAGUGCCGAAGCUGCGAAAAUUUCAGGCCAUUUGAAUGGAAAGGCUGAAGCAUUGACAGAUAAUUUUGAUCCCACCGCGGUAGUUGCAGAGCCAUUGCCUCCGGUGGUUGAGAACAAUGCAAGCAUAAAUGGUGAAUUUGAUGGAGAAGAAAAGAAGACGAGAAGAGAGAUUGUGCUUGGAAGGAACGUGCAUACCUCGUGCCUUGCUGUAACUGAACCGGCUGCAAAUGAUGAGUUAACUGGCGAUAAGGAAGCGCACAUGGCAGGCGUAUUGGCUAGGUACAGAAAAACACUAAUGGACAGGAGCAAGCAUCAUUUAGGUUAUCCUUAUAAUCUGGACUUCGAUUAUGGUGCUUUGGCACAGUUGCAGCAUUUUUCUAUCAACAAUCUGGGGGAUCCAUUCAUUGAGAGUAAUUAUGGAGUCCACUCAAGGCAGUUUGAAGUUGGUGUUUUGGAUUGGUUUGCUCGUUUAUGGGAGUUGGAGAAAAAUGAAUACUGGGGAUAUAUUACAAAUUGUGGUACAGAGGGAAAUCUUCAUGGCAUCCUUGUUGGGAGAGAAGUAUUUCCGGAUGGAGUUCUUUACGCAUCGCAAGAGUCGCAUUAUUCUGUCUUUAAAGCAGCACGGAUGUACAGAAUGGAAUGUGUGAAGGUUGGUACACUGCUCUCCGGUGAGAUUGAUUGCAGUGAUUUCAAAGUCAAGCUGAAAAGGGACAAACCUGCCAUCAUCAAUGUUAACAUAGGAACAACUGUUAAAGGAGCUGUUGAUGACCUUGAUCUUGUCAUACAAACCCUGGAGGAAAGCGGAUUUACACAUGACCGGUUCUACAUUCACUGUGAUGGAGCUUUAUUUGGACUUAUGAUGCCAUUUGUCAAACGCGCACCGAAAGUUAGCUUCAAGAAGCCCAUCGGAAGUGUGAGUGUAUCCGGGCACAAGUUUGUGGGGUGCCCUAUGCCGUGCGGUGUUCAGAUAACAAGGAUAGAGCACAUAAAUGCCCUGUCAAGAAAUGUCGAGUACCUUGCUUCAAGGGAUGCCACGAUCAUGGGAAGCCGAAAUGGCCAUGCUCCAAUCUUCCUCUGGUACACCCUGAACAGGAAAGGUUACAAAGGAUUCCAGAAAGAAGUCCAGAAAUGCCUUAGGAAUGCCCACUAUCUGAAGGAUCGCCUUCGGGAUGCCAGCAUAAGUGCGAUGCUAAACGAGCUCAGCAGCACAGUUGUUUUCGAAAGGCCCAUGGAUGAAGAGUUCGUUCGUCGGUGGCAGCUAGCAUGUGAGGGAAAUAUUGCGCAUGUGGUGGUCAUGCCCAAUGUCACCAUUGAGAAGUUGGAUGUUUUCUUGAAUGAGCUAGUGGAAAAACGCUCCACUUGGUACAAUGAGAAGGUUCGGCCUCCAUGUCUUGCAGCAAAUAUAGGGCGUGAGAACUGUGUUUGCCCUCAGCAUAAGUGAUGAAUCAGAGGCAUUGUGAAACUAGAUUUCCACCUCGUUGCAUUUGCUGCAGUAGAACGGUUCAUAGAGUUUUUUAGUGCACUUUUUGUUAUCUUUCAAAUGUUCUUCCUUUCCCCUUUUAUUUUUCCCUAUUAAAUAAAAUUAGUUUUGUCAUCC